ACCUUAGUUGUUGAGGCCAAUAAGUGAAUAAAAAGAACUUUUCUAUGUCAAUCUUGGUUAUGGUUAUAUGAGUAAUAGUUUCUGUAUUUUACCAGACGGAUUAAGAUUUUCCAUGGGUUUUAUUUUCUAAGUUUCCAAUAUUCUGAUCUGCUAUUGAAGGAGGCACACUACUAUUUCUUCAGUAACAUUUUGUUAAUAAAUGGCUACAUCUAAAACUACCAAUACCUAUAACAGGCAGAAUUGGGAAGAUGCUGACUUCCCUGUACUAUGUCAAACAUGCUUGGGUGAUAAUCCAUACAUCAGAAUGAUAAAAGAAAAAUAUGGCAAGGAGUGUAAAAUAUGUUCCAGACCUUUUACUGUAUUUCGUUGGUGUCCUGGAGCCAGGAUGCGUUUCAAGAAAACCGAGGUCUGCCAGACAUGCAGCAAAUUGAAGAAUGUUUGCCAAACUUGUCUGCUGGACUUGGAGUACGGUUUACCCAUACAAGUACGAGAUGCAGCCUUGAAGAUGAAAGAUGAUUUACCAAAAAGCGAUGUUAAUAAGGAGUACUACAUUCAAAAUAUGGAGAGAGAGUUAGCCAGAUCUGACCCUGAUACCAUUAGUAGCAAAUUGAGUGAACCGAAUGAUCUUCUGAUGCGUUUGGCUCGAACCGCACCUUAUUACAAGAGGAAUAGGCCCCAUGUGUGUUCCUUCUGGGUGAAAGGUGAAUGCAGAAGAGGCGAAGAAUGUCCAUAUCGCCAUGAGAAACCUACUGAUCCUGAUGAUCCACUGGCAGAUCAGAACAUAAAAGACAGAUACUAUGGUAUCAAUGAUCCAGUUGCCGACAAAUUGCUUAAGAGAGCUGCAGCAAUGCCUGCCCUACCUCCCCCUGAUGAUAAGACAAUUACCACACUUUACUUAGGUAAUUUAGGUAACUUGUCCGAACAGGAUAUCAGAGACCAUUUUUACCAGUAUGGAGAGAUUCGUUCUAUAAGCUUGGUGCCUAAGCAGCAAUGUGCCUUCGUUCAGUACACAACGAGGGCAGCAGCGGAGGCGGCCGCCGAAAAAACUUUUAACAAACUCAUCCUCGGCGGUAGGAGACUCACCAUCAAAUGGGGCCGCUCCCAAGGCCGCACAGGCCCAUCCUCCAUCGUUCAUGCAGAGAACUAUGAACCUGUUCCCGGCCUGCCAGGGGCUCUUCCCGAGCUCAGUAAUAACUUUUUCAACUUGGAACCCGGACACAUUCCAUUGCCCAACAUGCCGCCACCUCAGUCGAUCAUGGUGCCCCCCAUGUUCGCUCCUCCUCCGAUUCCGCCUUUUUUUUUCAAUCCCCCACAGCUGCCGCAGUUUGCACCGCCGGCUAGCGCUAGCAGUGCGGUGGCGGUUGCGGAGCCAGUUGUGCCGAAACCGACGGUGCACUAUCCGAGUCAGGACCCCGCUAGGUUGGGAGCCACGCAGCAGAUUCAGGAGUGAUGGCAUUGAAUUUUUUGUCUUGAAUAAUAUAAUAUAAUUUGUAACUCAUU
Molecule: messenger RNA, 1500 nt
Organism: Leptinotarsa decemlineata (Colorado potato beetle)
Lineage: Eukaryota; Metazoa; Arthropoda; Insecta; Coleoptera; Chrysomelidae
Product: pre-mRNA-splicing factor RBM22
Cellular component (GO): Prp19 complex; U2-type catalytic step 2 spliceosome; U2-type catalytic step 1 spliceosome
Molecular function (GO): U6 snRNA binding; metal ion binding; pre-mRNA binding
Source: RefSeq, a predicted model, not a curated record